AUGACAUUCUUCCACUCGUCUCGCUCCCUUACGGUUGCAUUCCAUGUGAUGACGUCCAUCGAGAUUCCUGUUCAUAUAUUCGGAGCCUAUUGCAUUCUGUUCAAGACUCCCGAUUCCAUGAAAUCUGUUCGAUCGAGCAUGUUGAAUCUUCACUUCUGGAGCGCUUUUUUGGAUAUGUAUCUCAGUCUGUUCAUGUCUCCGUACCUCUUGAUACCAGCGUUGUCCGGAUUCCCGUUGGGCGUUCUGAAAGCAAUUGGGAUCUCGACAGCUCUUCAAUGUUACUUCAUGAUCUCAUUUAUUCCGGGUGAGGAACAUGGGAGACACUGUAAUUACUCACACUCUUGUUCAGCGACUGGACUUGCCGUACUAGUCAUCAUCGAGAAUCGAUACUAUAUUCUGUUUGCCAGAGACAGUUUGUGGCACCUUGUUCGGAUCCCAGUGCUGUCAUUUAACUACCUGCUGGCUUUCAUCUAUUUUAUACCUUCCUACUCUAUAAUUCCAGAUCAAGAGCUUGCGGUGAAAGAUGUACUCGAAGUAGUCGACCACUUUCCAAAGAAUCUCCGUCAUGACACAUUCCAGAGGCUGCCAGAACUUCCAGACUAUAUUCGAGACGCCGAUAUUUUCGUGUUGGCAACUGAGAAUCGUUAUGUGGUUGUUCCAAUUCUCUCAGCUAUUUGUUUUGUGGUGAUCCAGUGGUUUAUCUUCAUUGGACUAAUUCAUAAAAACAUGGCCAAGGAAGUACGAACGCUGACCUUAUCCCCACUCACUUUCAGUUUACAAAGCAAAUUCUUGAAGGCCAUUUAUCUGCAAGUACUUCCCAACGCUUCAUUAGCCAGUCAUCAUGCUCAAGUUUAGCUCUCAAUCCCUCUUCUCAUCAUAGUAGCACCUCUUCUCUACACAAUGUUCUCAAUAUCAUUUCAAUAUUACGACCAAACCGCCAACAACUUCUCCAUGCUCAUUCUUGGCGCCCACGGCCUCUUCUCCACCAUUGUCAUGCUGAUCAUUCAUAAACCUUAUCGUGAAGUGUGCUUCCGUUUAUUCUGCUCAAAGAUAUCUGAAGUGAAGGAGAGCACUUCUGUGAUUCGUAAAGGGCGAGCCGACGAGACACCAAAACCAACUGCCAAGAUCUUCAACGUUCAUACUCAUCAACAAGCGCAUGUGGCUAACUGCGGUCUUUGAACUUCUUUUCUAAAACUUGUGUGAUUAGAGUCUUUUCGUCUUGCUCUUUUUCCCUGGCUGUUCGUGUCUUUGUAUAUUCUAACCAAACCAAGACUGCAGCAAACAUCUGAACCCUUCUCGGCGUAAUCAAUUAGGCAGAGCCACAUCACGUGACAAAAACUAAAGUUGGAAACGAAAAACAAAGAAAACAACCUGUCCGCCUUUCUUUUUUCAGAUGAACACGACAUUCUUCCACUCGCCACGUUCGCUAACAAUUGCAUUCCACGUGAUGACGUGCAUCGAGAUUCCCGUUCAUAUAUUCGGAGCCUACUGUAUUCUGUACAAGACUCCGGAUUCGACGAAAUCAAUCAAGUGGAGCAUGUUGAAUCUUCACUUCUGGAGCGCUUUCUUGGAUAUGUAUUUCAGUCUGUUCAUGUCUCCGUACAUAUUGAUUCCGACGGCGAGCGGAUUUUCAAUGGGAGUUCUGAAAGCAAUUGGGAUCUCGACAGCUCUCCAAUGUUACUUCAUGUUUUCAUUGGUUUCGGGUGAGGAACAUGUGGAGACACUGUAAUUACUCACACUCUUGUUCAGCGACUGGACUUGCCGUACUAGUCAUCAUCGAGAAUCGAUACCAUAUUCUAUUUGCCAGAUACAGUUUGUGGCACCGUGUUCGGAUCCCAGUGUUGUCUUUUAACUACUUACUGGCUUUCAUUUAUUUCAUACCUUCCUAUUUGAAUAUUCCAAAUCAAGAGUUUGCGGUGAAAGAUGUACUCGAAGUAGUCGGCAACUUUCCAAAGAUUCGCCGUCAUGACACAUUCCAGGGGCUGCCAGAACUGCCAGACUAUAUUCGAGAAGCUGAUAUUUUUGUACUGGCAACUGAGAGUCGUUAUGUGCUUGUCUCACUUCUAACAUCGAUGCUUUUUGUGGUGAUCCAGUGGUUUAUCUUCAUUGGACUAAUUCAUAGAAAUAUGAGCAAGGAAAUGCGAAAGCUGACCUUAUCCCCACUCACUUUCAGUUUACAAAGCAAGUUCUUGAAGGCCAUUUACUCUCAGGUAGUUUCCAACGCUUCAUUAGCCAGUCAUCAUGCUCAAGUUUAGCUCUCAAUCCCUCUUCUCAUCAUAGUCGCACCUCUUCUCUACGCAAUGUUCUCAAUAUCAUUUCAAUAUUACGAUCAAACCGCCAACAACUUCUCCAUGCUCAUUCUUGGCGCCCACGGCCUCUUCUCCACCAUUGUCAUGCUGAUCAUUCACAAGCCUUAUCGCAAAGUGUGCUCCCGUUUGAUUUGUUUAUAGGCAUUUCAUGUGUCGGAAGUUAUUCGCGCGACAAUUGCAUUACAUGUGAUGUAUAUACAUUCAGAUCCUAUUGUAUCAGCAAGUUUUUAAAGUGUAUGUUCAGGUAGUGUCCAUCUGUUUUGUACAGCCUUCAGAUUUCAAUCCGUUGCCCACUCUAGUCCGUUCAGCCAACUAUGCCACUCAUUUCCUUUCUUUUUCUGAUCAACAAGACUUCAUUCCACAUGAAGAACACCGACGAGACACCAAAACCAACUGCCAACAUCUUCAAAGUUCACGCAUUCAGCUGUGGUCGUUGAAUGAACCAAACACACUCUAGUUCCGAUGGAAUCAAUGUCACAAACCAAAAUGUUUCCACUCUCUCCCUCCUCUCUCUGCCCUCCCCGUUUUCCAUAGUCUUUCUCCGCCGCCGACACAAUAUUUUGUGACGAAAACAGAAAUUGUCAUCAUUCGGGGACGGCAGUAUAUAAACAAGCAAACGAUUCUCAUUUCCUACUCACGAUGGCUUCUCGAUUUGCAGGAAAAGUUGCGAUUGUUACCGGUUAGUUAUAUUUAUAUUUAUACCUUUUCGAGUAUUAUCGAUUUCUAUUUGAGGCUCUUCCAAUGGAAUCGGUCGUGCAACUGCCGUUCUGUUGGCUUCUGAAGGAGCAAAAGUGACUAUAACUGGAAGAGAUUCGGGGAGACUUCAAGAGUCGAAAGAAGCAAUUCUGAAGGCAGGAGUGCCGGAGACUAAUGUCAAUGUCGUCGUGGCAGAUGUUGUUUCUCCAGACGGACAGGAUCUUCUCAUCUCGAGCACGGUCGCAAAGUUCGGAAAGAUUGACAUACUGGUAGGGCGAGCUUCUAGCUACAGCGACAUCCAAACGGCUAACAUUGCAGAUAAACAACGCUGGGGCCAACAUCCCUGACGCUCAAGGACGCACCGGCACAUCGUCGGGAAUUGACACUUACCAGAAAAUCUUCAAUUUGAAUGUUCAAAGCGUGAUCGAGCUGACUCAGAAGGCGCGCUCGUAUUUGGCGAAGAGCAGAGGAGAAAUCGUGAAUGUGUCGAGUAUUGCGGCAGGACCGUCGGCGGUAAAAAAAACUAGUAAAACAUCCAGAAGUUCUUAAUUUUUCAAGUUUUCAGCAGCCAUCAGCUCCGUACUACGCAAGUGCGAAGGCAGCUCUCGAUCAGUACUCUCGCUCGGCCGCCAUCGACCUGAUUUCCGAAGGAAUCCGAGUGAAUGUGGUCAGACCUGGAUUCGUUUCCACCGGAUUCUCAAUCGUAUCGCGAGGCUUCAAUAACGAGCAAUCGGACAGCUUCUACAACAGUCUCGGCGCCGAUCCGCACUCGAUACCGGCCGGAUUUGCUGCUCAGCCGGAGCACAUCGCAAAGGUUAUCGCGUUUUUGGCCGAUCGCGACUCUUCCGAGUACAUUGUGGGACAGACGAUCGUGGCGGACGGAGGAACCACUUUGGUCAGUGGAUUCCAUGCGCAUAACGCUAAACGAUAA
Messenger RNA from Caenorhabditis sp. 36 PRJEB53466, 3936 nucleotides. The record is from the annotation of a GenBank genome assembly. Lineage: Eukaryota; Metazoa; Nematoda; Chromadorea; Rhabditida; Rhabditidae.